CGUGCAUCCGUAAGGACGCAGAAAACGGGCUGCUCCGGGUUUGGUUUGCAUUUUGUGUACCGUUUGGUGUGUGUAAAUAACUGGCUGAGGCACAGUAGUAAACUAGCAACAACAAAAAUAACUAGUUUUAUAUAAUCUCGAUAUACUCCUGGUGCAUAUGGAAAUGGUUAAAUCACCUCGGAAGAGACUGUAAAAAUCUCCGGUAGAUUUGUACCACCGCGAAUGCGUUGUCCGUUUGACUUAUUGACAAAAUACAAUUGAGUUCGAUUUCGGUUUCGCGUGUCCACAAACGUUUGGAUAGCUGCAAGAUUGUGCUGGUGCGACGAAGCUAGGGUACAACCGGUGUGGACGCGGUGUGAAAGUGUUUUUAAUUGCGGAGCGAACAGGGCUCUGCAGAGGUUUUAUUCAUAUACAUAGAGGCAACAUUUGCCUUUCUGGCGAUAGACAGCUGUGAAUUUUUACUGGUGAACGAGCAAUGAGUACGAUCAAUAAUAGUCGACAUCAGAAGCUGGAACAGCAACGCCAACUGAUGGAGGCCUAUAUCAGACAGAAACGAGCAACGCCUGGGAUGGUACAGGCAAGUGACUUACAGUUAGUGCGACCGAUGUCGGCAGUGAAUAGAAACGGACGGGAAGUGCAUGCCUACGAUGGCCCGAUGCAGUUCAUGAUGUCUCCCAGCAAUCCGGACCAGAUUAUCAGCUCAUCGCCGGUGCCGGUGGCUGUGACCAAUAUCAGUGCCACCACGACCGGAAGUACAUCCAUCACGACGACACCGACCUCGCCGUACAGCGACGCAGCUCUGGAAAAGCUGACUCCCUCGUCGCAGGACAGCGAGGACGAGGAAAGCACCCCGGUGGACAUACUGCCGUCGCAGAAUAGCUUCGACCGGCACACCGACCAUCUGGCCCACUCGGCACCAAUCUCACCUGCCUUGAACAACAACAGCCAUCACAGCGGUAGUAAUAGUAACCUUAAAAAUAUCGAACAUUCCUCACCUCAAGCGGGCAGCGGUCAAAACGACACCGAAGGCGAUGUCAACGGACCGAUGGAACAGUGGGUGACCCAGCCGGCACCUCAGGGAGUACUGUACAAGUGUCGAAUCACGCGGGAUCGGAAAGGUAUGGACCGGGGGUUGUUCCCGAUCUAUUACCUCCAUCUCGAGCGCGAUUAUGGAAAAAAGUUGUUCUGUUUAGCGGGGAGAAAACGUAAAAAGAGUAAAACAUCAAACUACAUCGUCAGCUGUGAUCCGACUGAUUUAUCACGUCAGGCAGAUGGUUUCGUGGGGAAACUUCGCUCGAAUGUGUUCGGCACGACGUUUUUCGUUUACGAUAACGGUAAAAAGGAGGAUCUGGCCAAUCCUCGGUUGGAUCUGGCCGUAGUGAUAUAUGACACCAACAUUCUAGGAUUCAAAGGACCUCGCAAUAUGACAGUUCUCCUGCCAGGUAUGACCGAAGACGACCAAAGAGUGAAGAUUAGUUCAGCAGAUAAUAACCACGGAUUGCUCGACAGUUGGAAGUCAAAGAACAUGGACAACGUCGUGGAACUGCACAACAAGACACCAAUCUGGAACGACGAAACGCAAUCGUACGUGCUCAAUUUUCACGGUCGCGUAACGCAAGCUUCGGUGAAAAAUUUUCAGCUCGUGCACGACUCCGAUCCGGAGUAUAUCGUGAUGCAGUUCGGUCGAACGUCGGACGACGUCUUCACGAUGGACUUUCGUUAUCCGCUGUGCGCGUUUCAGGCUUUUGCGAUCGCACUGAGUAGCUUCGAUGGGAAGCUGGCGUGCGAGUAAAGCAGCUGGCACAGCAAUUGUUAUUUAGGAAGUAACAACAGAAAUAAAACACCAUACACAUACAACCAUACUAUUGGGAUGUGUGUUAACGCGGGGAAUUGAUGCAACCGACUUUAAUAUUCCGGGUUAAACUGACUUUGCUCGAUCGUGUUAUUGAAAGUGUACAAGUAUGAUUUGAAGUGAAACAUUUCAGGUAAAUUUAGUUGGAGAAAAACAAUUAGCAAGAUAGAAACAACACAUAGUAAACAAGCCAGAGAUUAGAUGUGAGGAUAAUGUUAAGAUUUAAACUCGAUGAAUACAGCUACAAACUAAGAAGAAAAAAAAAGAUUUCUACAAGUACUUUCAGCGAAAUGGCACGCUUAAGAAUUAUAAAGUGCAACUUAGUGAUAGAGGGCGUAAGAAACUAAAAAGAGCUUUUGUGUAGGGCCGCGAUAAAUAGUAUUUCUUUGAGUUUUUUUUAAAGAUUUUAUUUCAACUUGAAAUAAACUAGUAGAAAAGGCAUGCUAAUUCACGAUUUGUGAUAAGCAGGGAAAUCGAAAAAACCGACCGAAAGAUCUCGGAGUUGAAUUCACAUCAAGGUACGAUAGAAGUGGUAAUAGUUUUAAAUUUUUAUUUCUCGCUCGUACUCCAUAACAGUUCACCUUAAACUGCUAGGCAGACGCAAAACACAACUUUAUUUAACUGUCACUUGUAAGAAUGUCUAUUCUGACGUUAAGAACGAAGAAAAUAAGUGGCUAAUAGUUUCCCGUGUUUUAUAUCAGCGGUUUUUUUUAAAUCAAUAAAUCAAUAAUUUGAUUAACAAGCCUCCGGUUUGUCCAGCGUCUGGUGCAUCAUCAACCUCUAAACAACAUUUGUUGAACCAGAUGUUAAUUGUCAUCUACAUGUUGGAGCGUUAAUCUAGAACACGAAAGUUAUCUAUUGUAAAAAUCCGGUAGGACUCUAAUCAGUUCAAUAAAACUGGAAAACAAAGCCCAUUAUCAACUCCGGCAACGGUGUGCUGUGUGACGAGAGAGUCAAUUGUCUCGAUGAAUUCAUAUUGCUAACUAAUCUUCUAUGGAUUUUAUUAUUUUGGAAACGAUCCUUAACUAGAUCAAAUAUUUGUUCUGAGAAACUUGGUUUUUUUCUUCCUCCUGAUAUGCUCCUCUACGAGUGAAAUAUCGAGAGAAUUUUAGGUUUGACAUACCGGCUCUCAGACACUCAACACAUGGUGAUUUGUAGAGCCUGGUUGGCAGCUGUGACUGGCUUGUAAGCUCCUAUAGCGAACCUUGGUAACUUUCCAUAGGAUAUUUGAAACUUUCAGAUCCCAUUUAAACUCCUGCAAUUAUUCAGUCAUCGAUACGGAAAUACACAUUCACUUAGGAGCUCCUAUUUUUGUGGUCUUUUACGACAAGAAAAAGGAAACUUAUGGAUCAGUACUUUUUAUUCAAUAAUAUAGUAUAAUUUUUAGGCACACUGCUUAAGCUCUAAGAUACCAAGGGUAUUUUUUAUCUUAAUUAACCACUAACUUAAACUAGAAAAAUAUCAAUAGGUAAUUGCGUCAGAUGGCGUUGGAGAAUAUCUAUGUUGGCCGCAUCCUUCGGUCCGUGUGGGUCCGCGGGAAACACCCCCAGGCUACGAAGGCCCGGCGGGUGGCCCGCAUGUUGGUCAUCGACUGAGGCGGCUUUCCGUGGGCGAUGAUGGUGAUAAUGUCAAAGAGAAUGAAAGAAAUAUAAGAAGUAAAUUUUGUGGAAAACAGAAUAAAAAAGGGGGUAUGGGAACGAAUCGACUAAGAACUACAAAAAAUCUAGUUAGUUGACACCGAGAUGAUGAAGAGAGAGGGAAGGGGGAACGAAAAAGUUAGUGAUAAAAAGAAGAUCUUGUUGGUUCCAAUGAAGAUGGUGGACAGGGACGGGGAUCGAGAGAAUCGGGCGGAUGUUAGUGUCGAACCUGUAGGUUGAGAUUAUACUUUCUGAGCAAGAUAUAACAAAUUACACUUGUAUGUUAAUGUCUUUAAGGUACUGGUAUAUGAGAAGCAUAUAUAAACUAUCCCGACUCACCAACACAUCCCGAACCGGAUCCUUAGGCGGUCUACCUCGGGCCCUAAGGGAUUCCAGUAGCUUCGACCUGACGUCACGUAACUCUACGCACGACCACACGACAUGCUCGAUGUCCUGAUAACCGUCGCCACAGGUGCAGAGACCGCUUUCCGCGAUCUCAACACGCCGGAGAUGUGCGUUGAAAGUGUAGUGAUCUGACAUGAACGGCGACAUAACACGAAUGAAAUCGCGACUCACGUUCAUCCCCCUGAACCAAGGUUUCGUCGAUACUCUAGGGAUAAUGGAAUGUAGCCAUCGUCCCAGGUCACCAUUGCUCCAUGAAGUUUGCCAACUUUCGAGAGUUUUCUGACGAGAGAUACUAAAAAGUUCAUUGAAGCAGAUUGGUCUUUCAUGAGUCUGCCUUUUCAUUUCCCGGAAUGGAACAAUGCGAAGGGACCCAGACUAACGAUAUUGAAUAAGAUCGUUCAGAUAAAGUUCUUAAAUGUUCCCGUAUUUUCCGCAGGAAAUAUGGGGAAUACUUUCCUGAUUUCAUUGCCCGGAGAGCUUCUAUUGAACUUAGACUGUCCGUGACAAUGAAGUAAUGGUCUUUGGGCAAGGUUUCCAUAAUCUCGAGGGUGUACUGAAUAGCAGCUCAUUCUGCGACGUAAACUGAAGCCGGAGUUUGUACGAAGCGGUGAUGUUCUGAUUGAAUAUGCCGAAGCCUGUAGACUCGUUGAUGUUUGAUCCGUCAGUGUAAAACACAUUUUCACAGUUGACUGUUCUAAAUUUAUUAUAAAAGAUAUUAGGGGUCACUUGAGGGCGUACGUGAUCCGGAAGUCCACGAAUCUCUUCUCUCAUGGAUGUAUCGAAAAACACAGUAGAAUAAGAAGUAUCCGAAAAAUUAACACGGUUUGAAAGAAACGAAGAAGGAUUAAUAUUCUGAGCCAUGUAAUCAAAAUACAAGGACAUAAAACAGGUCUGGGAAUUGAGCUCGACAAGCCUUUAGAAGUUUUCAAUCACCAUCGGAUUCAAGAUUCGCAUCGGACUAGCAAUCGAUAUGAAAGAUCCCAGAAUCGAUUUUUCAAUGAUAAGACGCCCGCGUGCACUUCGAGACUCAUCGUAUGAGUCGACUGCAUGCAACCUAAGGCAAUACGCAAACAACGAUACUGAUUUCUUUCCAGUUUAAAAAAUGGGUGUUCGCGGCGGAUCGGAAGCAGAAGCAUCCAUAUUGCAUUACGGACAAUAUCGUUGUUUGGUACAUCCUGAUCAGGUCUCUUGUGUGGGCACCCCACCAAGUUCCGGUUAUUGUGUGAAGUAAAUUGUUUCUCUGCUGGCAUUUUUGUUUCAGAUACCUAAUGUGACAUCCCCAGGUGCCUUUGGAGUCGAACCAGACCCCGAGAUAUUUAAAUGUGAAGACCUGAGCUAUGGUUCCACCCCCUAGUUGAAGCUGUAAUUGUGUAAUUUUGCUGGUUCUCGCUUCCUUGAAAAUACAACCAGCUCAGUUUUCUCCGUAGAGAACUCGAUAUCCAUUUGAAGAGCCCAUGUCGACAAGUUGUUGAGGGUAUCCUGCAAUGGUCCUUGGAGAUCGGAAGCUUUGGGUCCUAUAAUAGACACAACGCUAUCGUCGGCAAGUUGUCUUAGCGUGCAAGAUGUGUUGAUACAUUCAUCAAUGUUGUUUACGUAAAAGUUGUUUAAAAGGGGGCUUAAGCAUGAGCCCUGAGGAAGACCCAUGUAACUGAAUCAUAUUGUCGACAAAUCACCAUGCGCGAAAUACAUGUAUUUCUCGGACAAUAGAUUAUACAAAAAGUUAUUCAAAAUUGGUAAAGGACCAUGCUGAUGCAACUUCUCAGAUGGGAUGUUUAUGGAAACUGAGUCAAAAGCCUCCUUGAUGUCUAGGGAAACUGACGUCAUUUGUUAUUUACGAGCAAAUGUCAUUUGAAUUUGAGUUGAGAGCAACGCAAGACAAUCGUUCGUUCCUUUACCUCUGCGGAAUCCGAAUUGUGUAUCUGAAAGUAAGCCAUUAGUAUCGAUCCAAUUGUCUAGACGAAACAGAAUCAUUUUUUGAACAAUUUCCGGAUACAUGAAAGCAUAGCAAUCGGCCGAUACGAAUUGUGAUCGGAGGCUGGUUUCCCUGGUUUUUGAAUGGCGAUAACUCUUACUUGUCUCCAGUCAUGUGGGACAAUAUUAUCCUCAAGAAGCUUAUUAAAUAAAUUCAAUAAUCGUCUUUUGGCAGAGUCAGGCAAAUUUUUCAACAAGUUAAAUUUGAUUCUGUCUAACCCUUUUAUUGUUAAACGUCGGUGCGGGAAGGAGCUCAAUGCAGAGCUAAUAAAAGUCAUAUUCAUUGACUGAAAAAUAGACGAAAAUAACAAGAAAUUACUGUCACUCUCAGCUUUGCUUGCAAACUAUGAGAGCGAAAUCCAUGUCCAGUCAAUGACAUAAGCGGGACAGUAGUUUCAAAUUUGUGUUUUUUCUUUCAUUUGCCCUUUCAGUCAUUUGCACUUUUCAGUGAAAAACCCAUAGUAUGCAAUGUCGAUAUUCAACCAAAGCUGUGAGAAUUGAAAACGACAGAAAAAGGUUUCACAAUAAGUUUUAACUCUUGGUGCUCGAGUUUGUAGUAGUUUUGGCUUCGAAAGAAAUUCUGGGAUGUAAUUACUUCGAUUUGCCAUAUUUUAGUCACUUUUUAUAGCCAAGCGUCACAUAUUGUCAAUACAUCGAUGAAAGAAUGAGAAUUGAAAUUCUGCUGUUGCUACCUGAAGACGUUAGUUUGGUUUCGUCUUGUCACAUAGGAAAGAGUGACGUUGGCAAUUGUGCUCUCUCAUUUUUUCGAUGAGAAACGAAAAUGCUUCGUCUCUCUUCGUUUGUUUUGGUGUCGGUCAUUUACGAAUGAGACAAUAAAACAUUGAAAAUGAGACUGUUGGAAUGGUUUCUUUCAUAGAGAACGCGUGACAAUUUUAAGCUCUGGCUCAAUGAUAUCACUGAGCCGCUGAUGCCCAACCGAGGCUCUUGGGGGAAUGUAGAUGGAAGCAAUGCAAAGGUCCUUGCCUUUGAUUGUAACAUAACAUGGGGGGU
This is a messenger RNA of Malaya genurostris, 6876 nucleotides long. It is a transcript of the gene ktub, whose product is annotated as protein king tubby 1. The transcript has 6 exons. The record is from RefSeq and is a predicted model, not a curated record. Gene Ontology annotation, cellular component: cilium. NCBI's taxonomy places the organism in Eukaryota, Metazoa, Arthropoda, Insecta, Diptera, Culicidae. Bases 476 to 1792 code for a protein of 438 amino acids. Gene Ontology annotation, biological process: protein localization to cilium.